This is a messenger RNA of Onthophagus taurus, 1844 nucleotides long. NCBI's taxonomy places the organism in Eukaryota, Metazoa, Arthropoda, Insecta, Coleoptera, Scarabaeidae. The record is from RefSeq and is a predicted model, not a curated record.
UUGUCAAUGUCAAAACAUGAAAUUUCUUCUUUUCUUAUUAAUGUUAUUAAUUAAAUCAUCGAAAGGAGCCUCUCAUUUUCGAUUAACACUGUAUCACAACACCGAUAUGUAUUCGCAUUUCGAAGAAACGUUCGAUUAUAAAAUGAAUAAAAUGAUCGGGGGAUUUUCUCGGCUAGAAAAGAUACUGAAAAUGGCUCGAAAAAACGAUAAAAACAACGUCCUCUUUUUAAACGCGGGAAAUACGUUCGGAGGAACUUACCUUUAUCACGUUCAUGGGUGGAAAAUCGUUUCAAAAAUGUUAAAAAUCUUAGAACCAGACGCCAUCGUAAGUAUUUAUUAUUUCCCAACGAAUUCGUUUUAAACAAAUUACUUUUAAGACGUUAGGAAGCCAAGAAUUCGUCGACGGGUUAAACAAUUUAGAGCAAUUUUUACAAGACAUCGAUUUCCCAAUCGUAUCAUGCAACAUCGUCCCAAAAGUGGGUUCAAUUUUCGAAAAGAAGGUGAAACCCUCCAUGAUUUUAAACAUCUCAAACGUCGAAAUUGGUUUAAUUGGGUACACCGGAAAAGACACAGCGACGAAAUACCCCGUUGGAGAUUUAGAAUUUAAAGAUGAAUUAGAAUCGGUUAAAAGCGAAUGCAAAAAAUUAACCGAAAAAAACGUUAAAAUUAUAAUCGCUUUAGGAAAUGCGAAUCUCGAAACGGAUUUAUCCAUAGCAAAAGAAGCCGAUUGCGUCGACGUUUUAAUCGGAGGCGAUUCAAGUCUAUUUUUAUGGAACGAUAAUCCCAACAAACUCUUAGAAGAUAAUCCAUCAUCAACGUACCCCUUAAUAAUCCAAAACGAUAAAGGAAAAAUCAUCCCAAUUCUCGAAGGAUUCUCCAAAACCCGAUACAUAGGAAAAAUCGAUUUAAAAUUCGACAUCGACGGCGAUUUAAUCGAUUACAAGGGGAAUCCCAUGUUACUCGACGCAAUUAUCCCAAGAUCCGGAGUUGCAGAUAAAAUUUUACUCAAUUUUACCGCAAGUUAUGAAGGUAAAGGUAACGAUAACGAUAUUUUAGGCGAAGUUCCCGUUUAUUUAAGUGCUUCGAAAUGUCGCGAACGCGAGUGUAAUAUUGGAAAUAUGAUAGCGGAUGCGUUAAUUCAUUACAAAGCGACGAAAUACAAAGGAAAAUAUUGGACCGAUACUCCAAUUGCGAUUUUUAACGCGGGAUCGAUUCGUAAAUCGAUUAAUACUACAAAACGGGAUCAUAAAAUUACCCAAAAAGAUUUGUUGGAGGCUUUACCGUUUCAUGAACCUUUAAUAACCGUCGUUUUGGAUGGACGAGAUUUGAAACAUACUUUAGAAGUUGGGGCUAGAUAUAAUGGUGAGACGAAACGUGGAGAAUUUUUAAUGGUUUCCGGUUUAAAAGUGAUUUAUGAUUUUCAUCGGCCCCCUUAUUCGAGGGUUUUGAGUGUUUCGUGUCGUUGUGGAAAUUGUAAAACACCGAGUUAUUCACCGAUCGUUUAUAACGAGUACUAUAGAAUUGUCACGACUGUUUUUUUGGCGAAUGGAGGCGAUGGACAUACUGUUAUAAGGAGUGCUUCGCUUAGUUUUGUCUUGGAAGGUGUCACCGAUUUGGUAGCGACUAAAAAUUAUUUACUAUCGCAGGGUAAAAUUCGACCGGAAUGCGAUGAUAGAAUCGUUCAUAUGAGGUUUAUGCCGACGACGUCAGGAAAAUUAAAUGUUUAUAAUCAUCAAGAUUGCAUCAUUUCAUUUUUUAUUAUUAGCCUAAUUUAUCUUAUCUCUCAAUGAAAUAUAAAUACGUUAAUUCGAAAGUUACUAAUAAAUUCCGGUUGCAAUGUCAAA